This is a messenger RNA of Cylicostephanus goldi, 297 nucleotides long. NCBI's taxonomy places the organism in Eukaryota, Metazoa, Nematoda, Chromadorea, Rhabditida, Strongylidae. The record is from the annotation of a GenBank genome assembly.
AUGCCGGACAUUGCUAAGCUUCCGGAUCUUGCAGAGAUUCUCGGAGUAUCUGUGGAUGAACUUUUAGGUGAGAAGUCUGCACUUGUUGAAGCGGCACUCAAUAAUAAGGUUGAAGAGGCUAUUGAAAGUAAGCAGGUGGAAAAUUAUCUUAUGUACAUGGAUGACGAGGAUGUAAGAAAUCUUGCUUUUGCUGCAUUAGAGAAAGGUGAAAAUGUUGAGAUGUUUCUCCCUUAUAUGGAGGAGGAAGAUGUGAGCGAACUGGCAAUGAAAGCGUUAAAGAUGCAAAAGCGGAAAUAA